AUGCGACAACGCGCAGUGAAGAGCGACAUUGACAAUAGCCAUGCUGCACCUGAGCGUUCCAUGUCUUCUUCAGCACGUCGUGUGUUAAAGAAAGUCGAUGUGUAUCCUAAAAUGCAUCAUGAAUUCAAAGUCCAGACUGAAUUUGGCGCGACAGUCUCGAUCAUCGCAGGACUUGUCAUGAUGGUCCUAUUUCUGUCCGAAGUGAAAGCGUACUUAAGCUUAAAUACGCACGAACAUAUGGUUGUGGACUCGUCAUUGGGUGAUAAGUUACAAGUGAAUUUGGACGUGAGUUUCCUUGCUAUCAACUGUCGUGAUGCUCACAUUAAUGCCAUGGACGUAGCAGGUGAAUUACAAGUUCAUAUGCAUCACACAGUCGUUAGUACACGUCUGGAUGCAAGGGGACAAGCUAUUGGACGACCUAUUACAAUGGAUACUACACACAUGGAAGAAGAUGUGAAGACGGACGUUCCUGAAGAUUAUUGUGGCAGUUGUUACACUGCAACUCAUCCAUCAGGAAAAACUUGUUGUAAUACGUGUGAGGAAGUGAAGGAGGCUUUUAUAUCCAGUGGGCAUUCACUAGAAGAAGCUGAUGCAAAGGAACAAUGUGUCCGUGAGAUUGUGGAAGUGGAGAAACUUGCUCAGGACGGAGAAGGAUGUCGCAUCACUGGCAAAAUGUUUGUGAACCGUGUAGCAGGCAAUUUUCACGUUGCACUUGGACGCACAUUUCAUCGUCAUGGUAAAAUGGUGCAUCAAUUUCGACCUGGACAAGAGUACAUGUACAACUCGAGCCAUAUUGUACAUAGCUUGUCAUUUGGGGAGCCGAUGCCUGGUAUCACAGGCCCUCUUGAUGGUUUAAAGAAGAUUGCAGUAGAGUUUGGAGGUGCGUUCCAGUACCAUAUCAAGAUUGUGCCUACGAUCUUUAGUGACGUGAACGAGAACGCUAUUCACUCAUACCAGUUCGCGGUCACUCAGCAGAGCAACUACCUGAACCCCUACCACCAAAUGACUUCGCUUCCAGGAACGUUCUUCGUGUUUGAUUUCUCCCCCUUUAUGGUGAAGGUGGAGAAUAAGCGUAUGCCGUUUACUCACUUUCUGACAAAGAUCUGCGCCAUCGUUGGUGGUGUUAUUUCGAUUGCGGGCUUUGUGGAUUCGUUCAUGUACAACUCGCUGCACGUUCGCCGUCGUACAACUACAGGGGGCGGGGUAAGCAAAUUCGGCUAA
Messenger RNA from Peronospora farinosa, 1221 nucleotides. The record is from the annotation of a GenBank genome assembly. Lineage: Eukaryota; Oomycota; Peronosporomycetes; Peronosporales; Peronosporaceae.